UCUGGGCAGUUCCUAAAACAGAGCUGGGAAAGGAACUUGUGAGUUUAAGCAACACUAGGAAACAGAGCACUAGUAACAUAACAGAAGACAAAAGGGUAAAGGAAAAUUUUACUGCUUCUACAGUUCUGCAUAUCUGCAGAAUUAGAGACCAGUUCUGACAUGCAUUCAAAGCCAGUUUAUUAUGGAGGGAGAAACAGAUGGAAACAAAGGGAAAAGAUAAAGAGGACUUAGUAGUUUAAGAUCUAUGAGAAAAGGAGAAUUAAAGAAAAUAUUGCAGAUAGGAGCUGAACCUACAGUCCUCCAGAGAAAAUAGAAUUUCCAUGACUGGAGUGUUGCCUAAUUUACUUAGGAAGAUUAUGGAUGGGCACCAGUUCUCUCAUUUGAGCUAUGUGAGUGCUGUCCUUAUGGUGCUUCUUUGGACUGGCAUCUCGUAUGCUCAGAAGGACUGUACAGGAGUGGAAUGCCAGCCCCUGGAGAACUGUAUUGAAGAGGUGCUUGAGCCUGGCGAAUGCUGUGCUACGUGUCUGCAACAUGGUUGUACUUGUGAAGGCUAUCAGUACUAUGACUGUGUCAAUAUGGGAUUUGUGAAUGGCAAGGUCCCUGAAGGGCAAUCUUAUCCUGUGGACUUUGGAAGUACUGAAUGCACAUGUCCCAAGGGAGGAGGCAAGAUCAGCUGCCAGUUCAUGCUUUGCCCUGAGUUGCCCCCAAACUGUAUUGAUUCUGUGUUAUCUGAUGAUGGUUGCCCUCAGUGUAGAAGAAUAGGCUGUCUCCAUGAAGAUCAGAAGUAUGUAGCAGGCCACACAUUCCAUGUGCCUCAUUGUAAGGUUUGUCAUUGCCCAAAUUCUGGAGGUAAACUGAUGUGCUACCAGAUCCCAGACUGUGAUAAAUUUUCAUUAACCACUGAGAGUCCCCUGGAUACUGAAGAGAAUGAACCAGAGAGACACUAUGAUGAUCCAUAUAGCUAUGAUCAGGAGGCACCAGAAGGAGACAUCACACAGGUAGAGUCUCCUAAAAAACAUAGGAGCUAUGCAGCCCAUGAAGAACCAGAUAGCGUUAUCCAAGAACAGAGUGAGGAUUAUGAUUACCCCACAGUCAGUGCAACUCCCCCAACAUUGGCUCAACCUGUUUCACGUGCUGAAGAAACUGCUACAACACUCAAUAUACACACUCCUACUCCCUUCCUUGUGAUUAAUCCAACAGAAAAAGAGGAGGAAAGGAAAGACAUAAGCACCUCAGUGUCACCUGCAGUGCAGAAUACAAGUAAGAAAGCACCAGCGACUAGCAGUAUUCCAGAGAAGCAAACAACUGCUCCAGCAGCAACACCCAAGCAAGUAGUGGUAGAAUUUGAGAGAAAAUCCAAGGGGAAGCAAGGGGACAGACAGAGAAAUGAACAAGAAGGCAGUGCCCGCCCUAAAACAAAAAAACAUUUAAGAAAAGAUUAUAAGGAGCUGGGGAACAGUACAUAUUCACGCUUCAAAGAGGCAAACGUAACAGAAUCGCAUGGGCCAAAAACUUACCGUGAAACACAGGAAGGAAGUUUUUUCCCUAAGGUCAAGUUUAGUUCAACAACAUCACCUCCCAUUGUUCUGAAAGAAGACCAGGCAUCCCAAAAGCAGCCACAGACCCUUUAUCGCUACCAUCCUGAAGAAGAGGAAGACCCCAAUUCCAUUCAUACUGCCUCCAGGUUACCAGAAGGUUCCACCAAGGACUUAAUUGAAACUUGCUGUGCAGCUGGACAACAGUGGGCUAUAGACAAUGGGGAAUGCAUGGAAAUCCCCAUAAGUGGGACUGAUGGAGAUAUUUGCAGAAUUGCUCAGAAGCAAUGUUGUGUCUCAUACUUAAAAGAAAACAGCUGUGUUACUGGCAUGAUUGCAGCCAAGGAAGGAGUUUUGUGUGGACCUGAUGAAAGUGAUACCUGUGGAGGAUCUUCUUAUAAGCAAUGUUGUGAUUGUUGCUCUCUAGGACUGAGAGUAAGAAGUGAAGGGAAAACCUGUGAGUCCAACCCAAACUUGGGCUACCCUUGCAACCAUGUGAUGCUUUCCUGCUGUGAAGGCGAAGAUCAUUUCAUAUCUCCAGAAAUAAAAAGGCAUCCUGAGCCUCUGCCAACAAUGUCCCCUGAAAAAAUUUCAGAGAUUGAAGAUCACAAUGAAGCUUUGUCCAUCAGUAAUGAAGCUGAACUAUCUAAUAACUUACCUGGUGAUGACCUGGAUGAAUGCAUACUUUAUCCUGGAGACCUCUGUCAGCAUCUGUGUAUCAACACCGUAGGAUCUUACAAGUGUUCGUGUUUCCCAAGAUACACACUGCAAGAUGAUGGGCUCAGCUGUCUGCCAGAUCCCGAUGAGGGACAAACCACUGGCUUAGCAGAGGAAACUACCAUUGCUUCAGAAAUGUCUCAGGCCCAACCUGCCAUUAUUGAUAUUUUACCAGAAGAACCAGAUAAGUGUAAAGAUAAUGGCCCCUGCAAACACAUUUGCAGUGUUGUCGAAGGGAAUGUUGUGUGUUCUUGUUUGUCCGGGUAUGCUAUCACGGCUGAUAAAGUUUCCUGUGAAGAUUUGGAUGAGUGCCUUACAGGUACUCAUAUUUGUUCCAGAAGACAAUUGUGUGUGAACACAUUGGGAUCAUUCAGCUGUGUCAGCCACAGAGUGUUCUGUGCAGAGGGCUUUAUACUCAACAGGCAUAGAAAAUGUGUUGAUAUUAAUGAAUGUAUAACAGAUGCACACAACUGUAGUCGCAGGGAACAUUGCAUCAACACAAUUGGAUCAUUUAAGUGUCUUCAAGAACUCAGCUGUCAGCCAGGUUAUGAGCUCAAGGAAAGUCAAUGUGUUGACAUUGAUGAAUGUGUGAAAGGAACUCACGGUUGUAAAGUAAACUUUGUAUGUCAGAAUACGGAAGGAUCAUUCUAUUGUGAAUCAAAGCAGCGAUGCAUGAAUGGAUUUUUACAGGACCCAGAGGGUAAUUGUGUUGAUAUUAAUGAGUGCACAUCACUAUCAGAGCCAUGUAAACCUGGAUUCAACUGUAUUAAUACUGUUGGGUCCUACACUUGUCAAAGAAACAUGUUAAUGUGCAGCAGAGGUUAUCAUUCUAGUGAGGAUGGAUCCCGAUGCAUAGAUGUUGAUGAAUGUCAGACCGGUGUCCACCGCUGUGGGGAGGGACAAAUUUGUCAUAAUCUACCUGGAACUUACCGCUGUGACUGCAAGAUGGGAUACCAUUAUGAUGCAUUCAGCAGAACCUGCAUUGAUAUUAAUGAGUGCUGGAAUUAUCCAGGCCGACUGUGUCAACACACCUGUGAGAAUACUCCGGGGUCCUACCAUUGCUCUUGUUCAUCUGGAUUUCGGUUGGCAUAUGAUGGGAAGCAUUGUGAAGAUGUGAAUGAAUGUGAUAACAAACCAUGCAGUCAAGAAUGUGCCAAUGUCUAUGGUUCCUAUCAGUGUUACUGUAGGCAAGGGUAUCAGUUAGCAGAAGAUGGCCAUGCUUGUAAAGAUAUUGACGAGUGCACACAAAGUGCAGGUAUCCUUUGUACUUUCCGCUGUGUGAACGUUCCUGGUAGUUACCAGUGUGCCUGCCCUGAGCAAGGAUAUACAAUGGCAGCAAAUGGAAGAACCUGUCGAGAUAUUGAUGAAUGUGCACUAGGAACCCACAACUGCUCAUCUGCAGAGUCUUGCUAUAAUAUCCAAGGCAGCUUCCGAUGCCUGUUGUUUGAGUGCCCUCCAAAUUAUAGAAAAGUAUCUGACAUGAGGUGUGAACGCAUCAAUUGUUUUAAUUAUUUGGAUUGUCAAAAUACUCCUGUGCGCAUCACUUAUUACCAGCUGAACUUCCAAACCAAUAUUGUUGUCCCAGCUCACAUUUUCCGUAUCGGACCAUCACCUGCUUAUGCUGGAGACAACAUAAUCCUAACCAUCAACAAAGGAAAUGAAGAAGGCUACUUCAGCACUAGAAAGCUUAAUUCCUACACAGGCAUUGUGUAUCUUCAGCGACAAGUGAAAGAACCUAAAGACUUUUUGUUAGAUGUUGAAAUGAAGCUCUGGCGCCAAGGAACAUACACAACUUUUCUUGCCAAAAUUUAUAUAUUCAUCACAGCUCAUGCUUACUGAGGCAUGUAUUGACAUUGAAAUUUAUUGGUGCUCUGCUCUUUAACCAAAGCUUAUUACUGUGGAACUGACAUUUAGUGCAUCUAGCCUUUAUAUUAUUUUUCUAUCAUUGCUUCAAACUUUUUUAUUGGUUGUAUAAAUUAACUUAAGUUUUACUGACCAAUUUUCUUAUGUAAUUCUUUAGAUGAGUGAAGGAAGGGGUUUAAAGGAAAGUCGUGGGUUGUAUACUAGAACCUUCUCUUAGAAUUGUCCAGUGAAUAAAGUAGGCUUAGUUACAUCUACAGGGUAUUGCACUAGAAAGGAAACCAGUUCACUUGGGAGUAUCAGUUUGAGCCAAUGACAAGGAAGAGAAAACCUUGAGCAAUUUCCUUUUAAGGCAUGUUGUAUAAACUGGUGGUUUACUUAGCUAGUGACUUCACUGAAACUUCUCUACACUCAGAUAUUGUAGUGAUCAGGGCACUACACGCAUGCAGACAAAAUAACUAGCUCACAUUAGGUUGAAGGCUUAUUUUUUUGCCCAAGUAUUACAGUGUAUUGUCUAGAAAUAAAUUAAUAAAGCAACACCCCACCAACUAACAAAAGUUGAUUGCAUUAUCAUGUCUUACUUCAAUGGGACUAUUCAUAUGUUUAAAGUUAAAUGUCAGCAAGACCAAACUUCAGGUGUGUUUUGUACUAACUCACACUGCAGUUUGUAGUUUGAACUCAUCUCUGUAAAAACCCAUUUUAUUUAGGUAGUUCUAAUCACGGAUCAGAUGUACUAUAAUUCUUAAAAGAAAAGUCAGAGAUGACUCAUGUAAGCAACCACCACACCUUAUUCAAAAGCAUAGGUGUGCAACUAGUUUGUAGGUUACAACAUUAAAUAAACAUAAGGGGAGUGACUUCUGUUUUCCAGGAAAAUGACCUCAGUUAAGCUACCUAAAUGACACAGGGGAAAAUGCUUCUUAAAUUGGCAGGUUGUAGUAUGCCAUUUAGUAACAGCACAACCUAAGUUUCAAACUGGAUUUCCUCUUUUUCCAUAGGAAACUGGAUGAGGCCCAAAGCUGAGGGCCAGAUGUGGUAGUAUGUAGUAUAAUCAAAGUAUCUGAUAAAACUUAGAAAUGAGUAUCAACAUUUUUUAGCCUCAAUGCUUUCUGAGCAACUUUGAUCCAGGUAUAAUUUUUCGGCAAAAUGUUCAUAAGGAAAAAUAUAACCACAAUAUAUGACUGCUUACUACACUAUAGUUUAAUAAGUCAUUCUCUGUCCUACACUAGGUAUUUUGACCAUUGUGCACUGUAUGUAAAAGUAACAGGAACCAAGCUUUAUGGCUGUUUCUACAGAAGCAAUCAACAGUUUUAUUACCACAUUGUAAUAUAUUAACUUUGUUUGUAUGAGGGUUUAAAAUCAUAUAAAUGCUACCUAUGGGGUGACAGGGGAGAAGUACUGUAUUCAUUAUAUCCCAAGACCAAUUUCUAAAAUUUCAAAUAAGCCAUUUUUAUUUGGACUUUUACAGAUAAUAAAAUGUAAACUUUUUUGUAUCUAACAUAAAGUCCAUGACUACAGAAAAUGAAUUAUUUUCAUUCUCUAGCUGAAAGUUUGGGAUAUCUGCUAGUUUUAUGCAUCAAAUUUAUGCUUGCUACUCUACCAGAUUCUUUGUAAAAGUGAUCUUCCUCCACAUGACUUCUGUUUUCCAUAGUUAAUAGCCUUAAGAAAUUAGCAGCAAAGUGCCAAUUAGAAAACACAAGUGUAUGCGGUUCAUAAUUUCAGUUAAUGUAUAUCUCCAGAAAUGCAGCAGUGAGUUGAAGAGUCUUUCAGAUGUAUUACAAAGCCUAUGUGUGAAACAGUGAUAGCAUUCUCCAUGCCCUAGUAGGGCACAUCAAGAGUCGCUGAAACCCAAAGUUUUCCAUCAGCAUUAGAAUUUGAUUGAACGUAAAUGCCAUUCAAGCUCUGGCAGCCUUUGCUGUCAGAGAACUAAUGGACAAGCGAUCUGUUACCAGGAGACCUUCUGCUGACUAAAAACAACCACAGUCAAUCAUGUUAAGUGUCUGGCAGUUUGCAACACUGACUUCUCAUUUUCUAGGACAGGUAAUUGAUGAAGAACAUUCUGGAAAAUGUUCUGCAUACUAUUAUAUAGAAAAAAAGUGGUGGUUCUAAAAACUGCCUUCAUCAGCACAGCAUCCUACAGGCAUCCAGACAGGAGAGAAUGGGAACUUUGCACUACCUGUCAGAGAAAUGCAAAGGCCUGUGGAGGAUAAUUUGACAUAAAAUUUUUUCCUGGGCAACCUAAACAGCCAUUUACCUCAUUCUAAAGAAAAAAUAUAUAUAUACUCCCUGUUUGUUUUCAGUAAUGGGUGUGGUGUAGGUGAGGUUAAUAUGGUAUUUCACUUUCUCCUUUCUCAUUUCAGCCCAGUGUUGUAAUUGCCUUAAAAUGGGCUGAUGCCAACCACAGGUCCUACUGAUGUCAACUGCAGGAUUUGGGUCUUAUUGCCUGAUUCAAAGCAACUUCAAGCCAAUGGAUAUAUAAAAAUGCAAAUGACAGUCAACACCAUAGUGUUUGCAGCUGUCCCUUAGUCACUGGAUGGGCCGGGGCCCUAGUAACUUUUGAGAACAUCUUUAAAAAAGUGUCCAUUAUAAAUCCCAUCUUACAUCAUCUAUGUCUAAAUAAAUUAAACCACUACUGAAAAACUUAUCUUCUUUCUUUUUCUUCUUUUUUUUAAUGAGUUCAGAUUUUUAGGUCAGUUUAUUUUUUUUUGUGACAGAUAUAUUGAAAUGCAUAACAAAGCAUUAUUCAACUUGAUGGAAGUCAUGAGAAGAUGACAGUUUUUUUCAACCCUAAUUAUCAAAAUGCUUUUAUAGACUUUGAACAUGUGUUUGUGCAUGUGUAAACAUUUAAACAACUUGGCUAACCAUAUACUUAAUGUAUAAUAAUUGUUUAAUAUUUACUUGAAAAAUAUGUCUGGAACUGGUAGGAGGUUGUAUAGAAUACUGACUAAUAAGUAUCAUUAGUGAUUUCUGGCAAUUCAAGCAUGUUAAUUACAACACCUCUGAUUUUUUUCCUGACUAUCCUAGUCUUUGACACACAAUCAGAGCUUUCAACCACCCAAAAGAACUUGCGAUAGAGAGAUGGAUAGAGAGAUUGUUCAGAAGUUUACUUAUCCCUGUAAGGUUGAUAUAAAAUAGGUAGAUACACUUUGUACCUGCUCUAGAGUUGUAUAUCUUUUCCUCUUUCUUUUAUAGUAAAAAAAAUCUAUUUUAAAAUA
Molecule: messenger RNA, 7324 nt
Organism: Alligator mississippiensis (American alligator)
Lineage: Eukaryota; Metazoa; Chordata; Crocodylia; Alligatoridae
Gene: FBLN2
Product: fibulin 2
Exons: 19
Coding region: 321-4091 (1256 amino acids)
Biological process (GO): extracellular matrix organization; positive regulation of cell-substrate adhesion
Cellular component (GO): extracellular matrix; extracellular region
Molecular function (GO): extracellular matrix binding; peptidase activator activity; calcium ion binding
Source: RefSeq, a predicted model, not a curated record